GAGGAGGUGUCAAGCACUACGAAAGAGGCUGAGAUUUUGGCCCCUUCUGCUUUUGAGCUUGCUCUUGAGGGAGCUGAGGUACCUACCCUCUUCUACCGAGGUUCUUGCUUGUGUGGUUUCUUCUACUCCAGCUACCUUCGAAGCUCUUGACCCUGCUCUAACUCUUGUUUCGGGGAUUGCUGAGCUGCCCGUCAUUCUUGUUAACCCUAUUCUAAUUAAUUCCUUCGAGGCUCCUGUGCUGUAUGUGGCUCGAGCUGACCACGAUUCAAUUGAUGCUUCCCAGAUUGCUGAGCUGCCUGAGGCCCCAAUUGACCCUACUAUUUAA
This is a messenger RNA of Ilex paraguariensis (yerba mate), 325 nucleotides long. The record is from the annotation of a GenBank genome assembly. NCBI's taxonomy places the organism in Eukaryota, Viridiplantae, Streptophyta, Magnoliopsida, Aquifoliales, Aquifoliaceae.